CUUUGCUUAAGUUGAUAAUGCUGUUUCUGCUACAUAAUAAUGGCUACCACUUACUGAAAACAAGCUCUGUGCUAGCUUUAUAUCCAUAGAGAUGAAGAGAUGCAGUCUCAGAGAGCUCAACUAAUGGUCCCAGGAGCACACAGCUAGUUUGGUGGCAUUUCUAGGAAACCUAGAAUUGGAACUCAGCGCCCAACACCUCGCUCUUUCAGCAGUCCACAAGGUGCUUGAUUAUCAUCUUGCUACUUUUUUGGAUAUGUCAACACUUUUAUUAAAAAAUUCUCCCUUGAUCUGCAAAGAAUGCAUUCGUUGUUUUCUGAGUUCAGAGAAUGUAAAAAGUUGAGGCAACACAGAAUUUAAUGUUGAGUGUUUACUUUUGAUGUAAAUCUGAUACGUAUUUUUGAAGGGCUCUGACCCUCUGCAAGACAGACCAAAAGAACCUCCAAAUGAGGCAAGACGCACACAACCUGCGAACCAAGUCCUCAGCCAGCCCAUGUUACCGAAUGGGGGAGGGUCUGUACUCUGUUGCGGUCGUUAUCUGGAGAAUACGGCUGUGAGCCUCCCAGCCGCUCGCUCCCCCCAUCCCAGGUGCGCGUCCGCGGAGACCCAGCGCGGCUCGCGCGCAGGCGCGAGGUGGCGACGUUUCUCUGAGGCUGUGCUUCCCCGCCUGGCGCUCCGGUGUCCCCGAGUGGUUUCCCCCUUGGCUUCUUGUCCCACUCGCCCCGUACCCUGGGUCGCCGCUGCCCCUUCUCCAGGCCCUCUCCACUCCCUGCCCCGGCCAAGCCUGGCGCGGCCCCUCCCGGGUGACCCCGCGUUGCACCGUGCCCGAGCAAAGUCCCCGGGGGUGUGAACCCCGGCGUUCCUGCCCCUGGGCGGGGACGGGCGGCGGCCUUGCGGGAAGCCGAGGUGGCGAGCGCGCAGCCGACCCAGUCCACCGGCCCGAGCCCCGCAAGUCCCCCAGGAACUGGCGCCGCAAGUCCCCGCGUUGCUCAGCGCCGCCGCCAGGCCCGCCCGCUGCUCCCCUCACAGGCCGCCGCCGCAGCCAUGGCGGAAGUUCAUAGACGUCAGCAUGCCCGGGUUAAAGGAGAAGCCCCCGCGAAAUCCUCCACACACAGACAUGAGGAGGAGCUGGGGAUGGCGUCGGCCGAAACGCUGACCGUGUUCCUGAAGCUGCUGGCUGCCUGCUUUUACGGCGUGAGCUCCUUUCUCAUCGUGGUGGUCAACAAGAGCGUGCUCACCAAUUACAGAUUUCCCUCGUCGCUCUGUGUUGGACUUGGCCAGAUGGUGGCUACAGUGGCAGUUCUCUGGGUGGGAAAGGCGCUCAGAGUAGUCAAGUUUCCUGACCUUGACAGUAAUGUACCUCGGAAGACGUUUCCACUACCUCUACUAUAUUUUGGGAACCAAAUCACGGGACUGUUCAGCACAAAGAAACUGAACUUGCCAAUGUUUACAGUUCUGAGAAGGUUCUCUAUCCUGUUUACAAUGUUUGCUGAAGGAGUUUUACUCAAGAAGACUUUUUCUUGGGGUAUUAAGAUGACUGUAUUUGCAAUGAUUAUUGGAGCCUUUGUAGCUGCCAGCUCUGACUUGGCAUUUGAUCUGGAAGGAUAUGUUUUUAUUCUGAUAAACGAUGUCCUGACAGCAGCAAAUGGUGCAUACGUGAAACAAAAAUUAGAUUCCAAGGAGCUGGGAAAAUAUGGUCUGCUCUAUUACAAUGCACUGUUCAUGAUUCUGCCCACCCUGGCCAUUGCAUAUUUUACAGGAGAUGCACAAAAGGCAAUGGAUUUUGAAGGCUGGGCUGACACCCUCUUUCUUCUGCAGUUCACCCUCUCUUGUGUGAUGGGGUUUAUCUUAAUGUAUGCCACGGUACUCUGCACUCAGUAUAAUUCUGCUCUGACAACUACAAUAGUUGGCUGUAUUAAGAAUAUAUUAAUAACUUAUAUUGGAAUGGUCUUUGGUGGAGAUUAUAUUUUCACAUGGACAAACUUCAUUGGCUUAAAUAUCAGCAUUGCUGGGAGCCUGGUGUAUUCCUACAUCACUUUCUCUGAAGAGCAGCUGAGCAAACAGUCAGAGGCCAGUAACAAGCUGGACAUUAAGGGGAAAGGAGCCGUAUGACCAGAGGAUUGCUUGGACGAUGGAGGCCCGAGUGUUUGAUCAACUCGGAACACUGGCAGUUCUUACAGAGACUGAGGGGUCUUGAUUAUAGAGAAAAAUACCAUUCCUUUGCACUUACACAAUCUGAGGAUUGAUUGCUGCCUUUUAAUAUUUUAUGAGAGAAACUUAUAAUUGACUCUAUUUUAAAUAUGCCAUUUGAAUUAAUUUAUAUCAGACUGGAAAAUGCACCGGGCUUUUUAAUUUAUUUUUCUUUUGUACUGACAGUGAAACAUCAGUGUUUUGAAAAUACUUUAUUUCAUAGUUUGCUAUCCAGGUGUCCCUGAGAGCUGCAUAUAGACAGUGCUCCAACUGGAGCUUCAUCAUUCAAAUCAUUGCUGCGUCUCGAGGCAGUUUUUAGCCUUCCUCCUUCUGGAAAUGCAGCCAAGUAUCUGAAACUUCUCUUCUUGAAUUAGAUUUUGUAACGAUUGCAUUUUCUUCACAAGGAUACCGUCACCGCAUUUGCCAAAGAUGACAACUUUGGCACUAAAAAAAUAUAUGGGGCUUUGAAGUGUAUGGCUUUCCCUGUUGGCUUUCCUGAGGUCUUGUGGUAUGAGCACAGUGCAUUCCUUGAAAAUGUGCCAUUCCCUCUUUGUUGUGUUGGAUGGGGGUAAAGAAGGGAUGGAAGAAGUAGGUCUUUAAGUCCUUUAUUCAUCCAUCUGCUUCAUUCAUUCAACCUAAAUGUAUUGAGUACCUAAUAUGUGCCAGGCAUUGUACUAAGUGCUGGGGGUACAGAGAUGUUUGUGGAAGUAGUUAAGUGAUCUCACUCCUGCUAUAGUGAUCAAGAGUAAGACAGAGAACUUAGCUGUGUCGGUCCAUUCAGAAGACAUUGUGACUAUGAACAACACAGAACGUUUCUCAGUUCUCAGAACCUGCAAAUCUGUAAAGGGGGUUAAAAGCACCUGCCCUACCUACCCUACAACGGGGUGAAAGCAAACGCUGCAGUAUGAGGGCAUGCAUGUGAAGAGCUGCAUUUUGUAAACUAUGCAGCUCAGCCUUUCUCUGAGUGAGAAUGGCAGGCAGGCAAGGUGGCCACCAGCUAUUUCCCCAUGCUUCCCUUUUCUGGGUUUAGUUGCCACUCUUUUCACUCCUCUUUGAAUCAAUAUGAGUAGCUCUUGCAUUUCUGAAUAUAUUGGUUGGAGGGGAAAGGCUGGCUAUAUGUAGUGUCAAGGCUUGUUCUAGUUCUGGCAGUGUCAGUGUUAGAGGUGUCACCUUGCUUUCUCCUGAAAUAGCAUAAGUAUACCUCUCUCCUUUGGAUACUGCUGCCUACAUCCCAUGUAGUUUGGCUCACUUAAUGAGCAUGCCAGCUUCUCUCAAGACCAGUGGGGAGAGCUGUGAAUGGACAUUGUAUGAAUUGUCUCUUUGGGUGGGGUGGGUGUUAACUCAGACACAGUCCUGUGACUUGAGACAUCCGUUGACUUUGGGGAUGAGUGUUUGCUCAGGCCAGUUGUGCAGUGAGUAUACAAGAGGCUGGGUACCUUGCUGGUGCACACACCUUUUGUUUCACUGGGUUUAGAAUCCACUGGGCUCCUUUGACCUAAACAAUUAAUAUUUUGGUGCCUCAACAGGAGCCCUGGUAGGUUUUGAAUUUAUUUUUGAAGAAUUAUAUUGAGGUCAUUUUCAUAUUAAUGCUUUCCCCUUAUUUUGGUUUAUCUUUAUUAAAGCCUGGCCAAUGGUGCUGGAUCUCUAGAAUUAGCCUCACGACCAACUUCCAAGUUAUAAGCUCCAUGUAAGAGGUCCUAAGGAUCACUUUUUUCCAGUAUCAUCUGAUCUGAGAAAAUUCCAGUGGGAGACUAGGACCUUAUCUUGUGUCAGGUGGUUCUUACUAUCUGUUUUACUUAUGAGAAAACAAGAAAGAAAGUAGGUGAUUAGCUGAUGAGUCAAAAUUUGUAUUUUUUCCAUUGAACCAUGCUGCCAUUGAUUAACUGUCCUUCUCCUCUGGGGGAGUGAGGAAACGGGAAUACUAGCUGAGUUAGCUUGAGCUCUUUCAAGGAGGCAAGCAGUUGAUUGAAUUUGGGGUCAGAGGAAUAGGCCUUAUAAAUCAGGGAGAAUGAUGGGUCCCUCUGUAAACCAGAGCUUUUAUCUGACUUCCAGGCUGGCCUCUUGUGAUUCGCACUUCUGACUGUGACUAUUGCCUGGCACUGCCUGGUUUUAUGUGGGUACAGUGGAAAGCCAUUGUGAGAGCUAAUUUUAGCAGUUCUGUUCCUUCUAUUAGCCCCAAGAAGGAAGGAAUUUUGACUUUAGAAAUAAUUUGUAUUAUAGAACUUCUCAUCACGAAAGGCCUUUGGAUGUGUUUAGAGGUGUUGAGCUAGAACCCCAGCAGAAUGCACAUGACCUCAGGGCCCCUGGCCUCUGCUGAGCUUUCUGACUGACCACAAGCAACAGAACAACUUGCAGCUUCUGCCUGUCCAUGUUCUGAUUCCUGGAUGCCCCCUUCAACUGCCACCAACCUUUCAAGUAAGAGAAAGCAGCCUGGGGAAGUUGGAGAUUGAAUAAGCUGGCCAGCUAUUUUGGAGUUUGUUUGUUAUGCGCAGGCUUGGUUAUAUACACUAGAGAUUUAUCUAGUACUCUACACUGCCCAGAUGUCUGGAUUUUGCCCCAAGGUUGAUAUCUUACCAGGUGAAAAAUUCUUUGACCUAUUAACUUCCUCCUGGGAUGAAAAAGAGGCAGCUUAGAGUUGAAUCUUUAAUUUGCCCUGAGACAGAUGAGCUGUGGUAAGAAUUUUGAAAGCCAAAUUCUACGACUGCUGGCUCCCCUUUUUGAGUUAGUGACUGUGAAGUCUUUGGCCAGUCUGCUGUCAGUGUCAGAUCCAUUCAAGUAACCCUGGUGGGCCAACAUGUCAGGUGAUUUUUAAUUACCUCAUAUGGCUGCUGAUUUUGUGAGUCCAUCAUUUGUAGGAUCCAGCUUGCAUGUAGGUUAAAAAAAAAAAGUGCAUUUGCAAGUGUUCCAUAGUCCUGUUAUAUCAAGAAUCCAUGGGAAGUUCAGGUCAGUAAAGCUGAUAAAGUAUCUUCAUGGAAAGAAUAGCAGAGUUUUACACGACUGGUUUGGAAUUGUAGCCAGGAUUUGGGGCCUGGCAUUGGUCUUGUUACUGUGGCCUCAUUCAGUGAGCAAAGAUUUACCAAGCAUCUAUUUUAUGCCAGGCAUGAUGGUAAGUGUUUUGGGUGGCAGAUUAUGCUCAGAGACUGAGAUUGUUUCGCCAGUAUUUAACAUACAUUGUGGGAAAUUGUAAUAUUUCAUAAGCCAAUAGUAUAGAGAAUAAUGUCUCUUCAUAAGCCAAUAACAAAGAACAUACUCCAAAGCAAUGAUAGAUUAAUUACCCUAUGGUUCCAUGCAAGGGGAGGUGAAAGAAGUCCAAGUUUAGUUGAGUUGUACCUUUUCUACAAGGUUGGUUCUCGGGAGAGACAGCGUAACUAGCAGACAGCUGACUUCCAGCUGCUGGUGCAAAAACGAAAAACCCUUAUUGCUGGAGCACAUAGCUAGGGAAUGACAGCACCAGAGCUGGUGGGCAAGAUGUUCUCUGAGGGGCUGCUGCAGCCUCUCGCCACUGCUGACCAUGCACGAGCUGCUGGCCCGAAGGGCUUUG
Rhinolophus ferrumequinum (greater horseshoe bat) is the source of this 5728-nucleotide messenger RNA. It is a transcript of the gene SLC35D1, whose product is annotated as solute carrier family 35 member D1. The coding region runs from base 1042 to 2109 and encodes 355 amino acids. The record is from RefSeq and is a predicted model, not a curated record. Gene Ontology annotation, cellular component: Golgi apparatus. Gene Ontology annotation, molecular function: antiporter activity; GDP-fucose transmembrane transporter activity. The transcript is spliced from 12 exons. Lineage: Eukaryota; Metazoa; Chordata; Mammalia; Chiroptera; Rhinolophidae.